Messenger RNA from Oreochromis aureus, 1737 nucleotides. Its product is annotated as interferon-induced protein 44-like. Gene Ontology annotation, molecular function: GTP binding. The coding region runs from base 622 to 1446 and encodes 274 amino acids. The transcript is spliced from 7 exons. Lineage: Eukaryota; Metazoa; Chordata; Actinopteri; Cichliformes; Cichlidae. The record is from RefSeq and is a predicted model, not a curated record.
ACCGGACAUGUAAAAUCUGCGCAAAUAUUUUCUGGUCUAAAAGAAUUUUUCGGACUCAUCUGUUAGUGCAGCUAAUGCAGCUGUUCACACUGACAGUUUGAGCAGCAGAAUUCCAGGAAGUGUAAACAAAAUUUGUGGACUGGAACUUUGGAGGGAUUGGUUACAGGCAGAGCAACUUUACUGAAAUACCGAGUAAAUGAUGGAAUUUAUGUAUUUAUUUGUUUUUGCGAACCAACAUCGAUUUUUGGUCAGAUCUUUUUUUCAUAUCCGAAUAAAAAGAUCUGACCAACCAGGCCACUGUGUUAGACAACGAGCGCACUCUUAACGCACAUGGCACUCCUACUGAACAAUCAAACGGAAAUAGUCAUGUCAUACUAUCUGUAGACACACAGCUACUUUCUGAAAUCAUUUUCCUGCCUCGCCUCAAAUUGCCCCACUGACAUCCUGAACUAUGUACAAACACACAGUUUCAUUUCCUGGAUCCAACCGUUAAAUUCUCCCUGCUGCUGUUUUCUUCGUUUCCUACUUUUCUCAGCUCGUCAUCGUUUGACGUCGGCUUCAUUUUUAGUUUUCACAGCCUGUUUAUUGAGGAGGAAUUAUCCUCAAAAAAGCAACACGUUCAUGUUAGAGGUAGAAGAGAGGAGCAUACCAUGGGGUGAAAGAGAGCGAGAACUGCAGCUUGUCAGAGAUUACAAGCCUCACAAAGAUGUCCAGCAUCUCAGAAUUAUGCUUCAUGGACCACCAGGUGCUGGAAAGUCCAGCUUCAUCAACUCUGUCGACAGUACUUUAAGAGGCAAAAUCGCAACUCGAGCUUUGGCAGAUGCAACCUCUGGUGACAGUUUCACCAUUGCAUACAAGACAUUUAAAAUUCAGAAAGGAAAUCCAGAAACUUUUUACCCUUUUGUCUUCACUGACACCAUGGGGCUUGAGAGGGGCGCUGAGAAAGGAAUUCAUGUAGAAGACAUCAAACUUGCCAUUAGUGGACAUGUCAAAGAAGGUUACACGUUCAAACCCACAGCUCUCUUGCGUGAAUCGGAUCCUAACUACAACAGUUCUCCUACGUUAGAUGACAAAGUCCAUGUUCUGGUUGUCAUUAUUCCAGCCGACACAGUGAGCAUAAUCAAUGAUGAAACUUGGAGGAAGCUGAAAGAAGUCAGACUACAUGCUCGUGACAAAGGGAUCCCACAAAUAGCUGUUAUCACUAAAAUUGAUGAAGCCUGUCCUGAAGUCAAAAAAGACAUAAAGAACACCUACAGGAGCAAGCACUUGAAUCAGCUGAUGUACAAAGUGAACGUGGACCUGGGUAUUCUACUGAACUGCAUCUUCCUCGUGAAGAACUACCACAAAGAAACUGAUACGAAUAACGAUGUGGAUUCACUGAUACUGAGUGUACUGAAAAAGAUCAUUGACUAUGGAGAGGACCACCUGAAUGACGUACAAUCCUGACGUGUAAUCAAUGUGUGAGGGGGAUAGAAAAUGAAAAUGUUCAGUUACUCUUCAAGUGAUUAUGCUCAUGUUUCGUUUGCCAUCGUUACAGUCACAGUCACACAAAAAGUGUGUGAAAAGAAACUUAUUUUCUUUAGCAAAUUAAAUCCAAAUAAACUUCAAGGAAAAUCAGCACAUGUACUUUUUGCUAUUUACGGUAUAUUCAAAAUGGUAACUGCAUGAAGAAUGACACAUAUAUGCUUGUAAACUGCUCUCUGCCGUGUAACUCAAAUAAAUCAUUUUAACCCUUGA